Molecule: messenger RNA, 3710 nt
Organism: Pseudophryne corroboree (corroboree frog)
Lineage: Eukaryota; Metazoa; Chordata; Amphibia; Anura; Myobatrachidae
Gene: USP4
Product: ubiquitin specific peptidase 4
Exons: 22
Coding region: 117-3077 (986 amino acids)
Biological process (GO): protein deubiquitination
Cellular component (GO): nucleus
Molecular function (GO): cysteine-type deubiquitinase activity
Source: RefSeq, a predicted model, not a curated record
ACCUUAUUCCCCGUCCGCCAGUAGAGGGCGCGCUCCUUCUCCAUGUGCCCGCGCCCGUCGCGGUCUGCGUCAGGGCGGCUCUGAGGACGCGCGCGCCGCCGGAGUUUAGCGCAGCCAUGGCGGAGGGGGGAGGCGGAGGAGAACCGGUACCGGCACCGCCGAACCGAGCAGCCCGCAUACCGGCACCGGAGUCCGCCGGCCGCCCGGAGCCCGAGGAGCAGAAGAGUGAGAUGGGGGAGCUGCUGAAGGCGCCGCUGAAGAAGGGAGACGAGUGGUACCUCGUUGACAGCCGAUGGUUCAAGCAGUGGAAGAAAUACGUUGGCUUUGACUCCUGGGACUUGUACAAUGUGGGAGAGAGCAGCUUCUUUCCGGGGGCCGUGGAUAAUUCUGGCUUGUUUACAGAUCCCGAUACUCAAGUAUUAAAGGAACAUCUGAUUGAUGAGCUGGAUUAUGUCCUUGUGCCGACUGAAGCGUGGAAUAAGCUGAUGUGCUGGUACGGGAGUGUGGAGGGCCAGGAGCCCAUCGUGAGAAAGGUGGUGGAGCACGGCAUGUUUGUGAAGCAUUGCAAAGUGGAGGUUUACCUCAUUGAGCUGAAACUGUGUGAGAACAGCGAUUCAGACAAUGUGGUGUCACGUCACUUCAGCAAGGCGGACAGUAUAGAUACCAUAGAGAAGGAGAUGAGGAACAUCUUCAGUAUUCCUGCGGAUAAGGAAACCCGUCUGUGGAACAGAUACAUGACUAACACAUAUGAGCAGCUCACUAAGCCAGACAACACCGUGCAGGAUGCUGGAUUAUACCAAGGGCAGAUGUUGGUCAUAGAACAGAGGAACCCGGAUGGUACGUGGCCCAGGCAGUCUCAGACAAAGUCAAGUACGGCAACAAGUAGAACGUAUACUACCUCUGGGAAAUCCUCGGCAAGCAGCUACUCCUCCUCAUCACCUUCCUCCUCAUCCACCUCAUCCUCCACCAUCACUAACGGAGACACUAGUAGCAGCUACGGCCUGAACAGCCCCAGCUUGGGCAAAGGGGGAUAUGGGUCAUCCUAUAAUUCCUACAGCUACAGGGAGCCAUCCAGUAAACCGGGGCUCUGCGGCCUGAGUAAUCUCGGGAACACGUGCUUCAUGAACUCUGCUCUGCAGUGCCUGAGUAACACUCCGCCCCUGACCGAGUACUUCCUUACCGAUGCGUAUAAGGAUGAGAUCAACCGGGACAAUCCCCUUGGGAUGAAAGGAGAGAUCGCUACAGCAUAUGCGGACCUGAUCCAUCAGAUCUGGUCAGGAGAGCAUUCGUACGUGGCGCCACGCAUGUUCAAAACACAAGUCGGACGCUUCGCCCCGCAGUUCUCUGGCUAUCAGCAGCAGGACUCCCAGGAGCUCUUGGCCUUUCUGCUAGACGGGCUUCACGAGGACCUCAACAGGGUGAAGAAGAAGCCGUACCUAGAGCUGAAAGACGCUAAUGGCCGGCCAGACCCGAUCGUGGCCAGCGAAGCGUGGGACAAUCACCUGCGACGGAACCACUCUAUCAUUGUAGACAUUUUCCACGGCCUUUUUAAAUCUACACUUGUGUGCCCAGAGUGCGCUAAAGUCUCUGUGACCUUUGACCCCUUUUGUUAUCUCACCUUACCGCUCCCCAUGAAGAAGGACCGCGCUAUGGAGGUGUUCCUGGUCCGCUCGGACCCACAGUGCAAGCCCAACCAGUAUCGGCUGAUUGUACCUAAGAUGGGGACAGUCUCGGACUUGUGUUCCGCCUUAUCUAAGCUAUCUGGCGUGCCAGCGGAGAACAUGGUGGUGACCGACGUGUACAACCAUCGUUUCCACAAGAUCUUCCAGAUGGACGAGAUGCUUAGCCACAUCAUGGACAGGGACGAUAUCUUUGUUUAUGAGGUGAAGUCUUCGAAGGGCGACGAUUCGGAGUGGGUUACGAUGCCCAUCUGCUUCCGGGAAAGACGUUUCCGACAGAGCACUUCAACGGGUACCAUCCUGUACGGACAACCGCUGCUGAUCUCCGUACCUAGGCACAACCUGACGGUGGACAUGCUGUAUAACCUUGUCCUGGAGAGAAUCCAGCGUUAUAUAAAGUCUCCAUUGCCAGAAGAAUACACCUGCGGAACUGGCGAGAGCAGUACCUGCAAUGGCUCCAAUGGUAUAUAUGACGAUGAGGAAAUGGACCACCAGGAGGGCGAUGAGCGAGAAGAAUCCCCCGAGGAGUCUAAUGGGCAGUCUGACGAUAGUGCCGAGUAUGAAAGCUCAGAGGGGGGCUGCAGCCCCUGUAAUAAAAUGCCAAAGAAAGCCCCGGACUGCCACAAGAGGCUGUUCUCCUUCAGCUUGGUGAACCCUUACGCCAUGUCGGAUGUGGGCUCCAUGCCUGCUGAGGGUUCCUUCCUAAAACUCACCUCUUAUUCCACAGUUGCAAUAGACUGGGAUACGGAAACCAAGAAGCUGUAUUACGAUGAUCAGGAGGCAGAGGCCUUUGAUAAGCACGAGUCGAUGCUACAGCCUCAGAAGAAGAAGAUGACGGUAGCACUUAGAGACUGCAUCCAGCUCUUCACAAAGACGGAGGUUCUCGGAGAACACGACCCCUGGUAUUGUCCAAACUGCCGGAAGCAUCAGAGGGCCACCAAGAAGUUUGACCUAUGGUCUCUGCCAAAGGUGCUUGUAGUGCAUUUAAAACGCUUCUCGUACAAUCGCUACUGGAGAGACAAGCUGGACGCUGUGGUAGAGUUUCCCAUUAGAAACCUCAAUAUGUCGGAGUUUGUCUGCGAUCCGACGGCAGAUCCCUACGUCUAUGACCUUGUGGCGGUUUCCAAUCACUAUGGCGGGAUGGGAGGCGGACACUAUACAGCUUAUGCGAAGAACCAGGACACGGAGCAGUGGUAUUACUUUGAUGACAGCAGUGUGUCGCCAGCAUCUGAGGAUCAGAUUGUGACGAAGGCGGCUUACGUGCUCUUCUACCAGCGGCAGGAUAGUGGUAAAGCUCCUGCCCCAUCACCCGCGGCAUCUCUCAGCUGCCCCCCAGCAGAGGAGGAUCUGGGGGAACAAGACAGACAGAAAGACUCAGACUCAAUGGACACUAACUAAUGGCUUGUUCCGGCAGACAGCGAGGCGUCUUUCUUGUCUGCUAUGUACAUACUUCCCGUCAUAUCUCCAACACACACAGCUGAAACUACUGAGGCGUGCUCAUACAGUCCUAUAGAGAACUGUUCAGUAUAAGAGGUAUUGCUAAUAUAUAGUUUGGUGCGCUCUGUGCUCGGCACGGAGUAUCAUUACUCCCUGGCUCUCAGUAUUUUUUCUCCAUCUUUAAUUUGAAGAAAUGAAAUGAACACCAGCAGCCUUUGCAAAGUCUAUUUUUAAUACAAAGUACUGUAGCACUUAGUGUUACCCGGCUGCCUGAGGUUCCUCUUCCGCCCUGGGUGCAGUCUGGCCGGAGCGCUUGUGGAGUCGCGGUGUAAGAGGCCACAAGGAACCAGUAAAUGACGACGCACCCGUUUAGGAACCAGGGUGUCCUUUCUUCCUCUCUCUUGGGUGGGUCUUAUUUAUUGCUCUUUAUUUUACCCAGACAGACUCCAGCACUGUACAAUGUAGAAGCGCCAGGAUGCCGAGUGCAAUGCAGACCUGCAGCCACAAGGGGGCAGUAAUGAAACAUAAAGCAGAAUGUGCUGUGGACAACUUUGGGAGAAAAAAGGGUUAAUUAAAAGUCAUGCUGAAAGUUCA